AUGAAUACGAGUACUUUUCGUUCUGAGCGAGGGAACAACGCGCGCGUCUGGAUGAAACGGUCACGUAAAAUGCGUUACGUCGUAUUUCAAGGACACAGCGUGUCACAUUCGCUCUACUCUCUUGCUCACUCAUGUCGCGCUCGCUUGUAUGGACCAACACCAUGCCGAACUUCACGAAAUGCUUGCGUGACCGCGUUUUCGCCAUUCUUCGCACCGGGCUAUACCGUGCUCGCACACCUGAGACCCGUCAAACUCCUCAAAGUUGUGUUUCCGGCGCCCGUGCUCGCAAACUCACUUCCCGCCCUUGGAGUAAUGCCCGGUGCCGCCGGGGUCGCUGUAGUACGUGGAACCGUUGUCGUUUCGAUAGUAGAACGACCCGUCCGUGUUCGAGUAUUUGUAUGACUGCCCGGUGUUCGAGUUCGUCCCGCCGGGGGUGCUGUACGAGUUGCCCUGAGCAUUUGUCGGCAUGAUGACGAUACGGAUGGAUGUAACGGGUAGAACAAGAGGUGGAGGAAUCAAAGUCGGUAAUUAAAGGGUUGAACCGU
Micromonas pusilla CCMP1545 is the source of this 545-nucleotide messenger RNA. RefSeq lists its product as uncharacterized. The transcript is spliced from 3 exons. Lineage: Eukaryota; Viridiplantae; Chlorophyta; Mamiellophyceae; Mamiellales; Mamiellaceae. The record is from RefSeq and is a predicted model, not a curated record. Bases 1 to 402 code for a protein of 133 amino acids.